Messenger RNA from Tripterygium wilfordii, 2217 nucleotides. Its product is annotated as transmembrane 9 superfamily member 5-like. The record is from RefSeq and is a predicted model, not a curated record. Bases 55 to 1818 code for a protein of 587 amino acids. Gene Ontology annotation, biological process: protein localization to membrane. The transcript is spliced from 7 exons. Gene Ontology annotation, cellular component: membrane. NCBI's taxonomy places the organism in Eukaryota, Viridiplantae, Streptophyta, Magnoliopsida, Celastrales, Celastraceae.
CUUUCUUCUCCAAAUGAUAGUUGACUCUCUCUCGCCGAGCUUUUUCCCUGAAAAAUGAGUCUGCUUCUCGUACUCUUCAUAUCAUUACUCUCGCUCGGAUCUGCUACGUCGUCCCCGAAUGACCAUCUUUACAAUGCGGGAGAUCGUGUACCCUUAUUCGUCAAUAAAGUAGGGCCCUUGCACAAUCCCAGUGAGACCUACCAAUUCUAUGACUUGCCAUUCUGCCAUCCAGAUCCCAUAAUCCAGAAGAAAGAAUCUCUGGGGGAAGUCCUAAAUGGAGAUUGUUUGGCCAAUGCUUUAUAUGAUUUACAAUUCUGGAAGGACAAAACCGAUGAAAUCUUGUGCGAGAAGAAUCUUCAGGGACAUGAAGUUGCAAAGUUCAGGGAUGCUGUCUCCAAUGAUUUUUACUUCCAAAUGUACUAUGAUGAUCUUCCAUUGUGGGGUUUUAUUGGAAAAGUGGAAGAGCAAAGCUGGAUCACCGAGGAGAAAGUGCACAAGUACUAUCUUUUCACUCACAUACAGUUUGAUGUUCUUUACAACGGAAACCAGGUCAUAGAGAUUAAUGCUUUCAGUGACCCUAAUCAUGCUGUGGAUAUCACUCAAGACAUUGAAAUAAAUGUGAAGUUCAGUUAUUCAGUUAUCUGGAAUGCAACCUCAACUCAGUUUCAAUCCAGGAUGGACAAAUAUUCAAGGGCAUCCUUGCUGCCAAUCCACCAGCAGGUUCAUUGGCUCUCAUUCAUCAACUCAAUUGUGAUUGUUGUGCUCUUGACGGGACUACUUACGGUUCUUUUCAUGCGGCGUCUCAAGAAUGAUCUCAGAAAGUGUUCAAGUGGAGAAGAAGAAGAAAUAGGAGAGAAAGAAGUUGGUUGGAAAUACAUUCAUGGCGAUGUUUUCAGACAUCCACAAAACAUAUCUUUGUUUUGUGCAUUCUUGGGCACUGGUACUCAAAUAUUGACCCUGGUAGGCUUCUUAUUUCUUCUAGCAUUUCUUGGUGUUCUCUAUCCCUACAAUCGUGGAGUUCUGUGCACUUCUCUCAUUUUCAUAUAUACUCUUACAUCUGUUAUUGGUGGAUAUACUGCAGCUUCCUCCCACAGUCAGUUUGCCAUAACUGGAUGGGAAAGGAGCGUUCUUCUGACUGGGAUUCUCUAUCUUGGUCCAGUUUUUGUGAUACUGUCAAUUCUUAAUAUUAUUGCGGCAUCUUAUGGGUCCACAGCUGCUCUUCCAUUUGGCUCUAUUGUAGUAAUUUUUCUUGUAUACAUCUUUGUCACCAUCCCAUUGCUUGCCUUGGGAGGGUUGAUUGGGUAUAUUUUUAGGUCUGAAUUUCAACCACCUACCGUUACAAAAAGAUAUGCAAGAGAAAUACCACCAUUGGCAUGGUACAGGAGAACACCUUGCCAAAUGUUUCUUGGGGGUUUCUUAUCUUUUAGUGCAAUUGUCCUUGAGUUGCACCACUUGUAUGCAAGUUUGUGGGGCUACAAAAUUUCAACUCUUCCCAGCAUUUUAGUUUUCACCUUCAUCAUGCUUGCUAUACUCACUGCAAUCUUGAGUAUCGGAAUGACAUACGUACAGCUUUCUGUGGAAGACCAUGAAUGGUGGUGGAGCUCUAUUUUGCGUGGGGCCUCAACUGCCAUUUUCAUGUUCGGCUAUUGCUUCUACUUUUAUGCUAGGUCAAGCAUGAGUGGUCUUUUGCAACUAUCGUUCUUUUUGGGCUAUAAUGCUUGCUUGUGCUAUGCAUUUUUCUUGAUGCUCGGUACAAUCAGUUUUCGUGCUUCCUUCAUAUUUGUUUGCCACAUUUACCGCGCUGUCAAGAUCGAAUGAAAAAUGGAAAGUGUAAUCUGAAGUAAAGAGAAGAAUCUAAGACAAACUCAACAGAUGAAGAGUUCAAAGAGGAUUGCUGGAGGGGUUUGUAGAGUUGUUGAAAUAGAGAUUCUAACAAUUGUGUUUCCCCUAUAGUAUAUGAAAUCAAGAUCACUUUUUGAAAGAGGAUAUUUGAGAUCAAGAUGCAGACGAACAAUGGUUUUUGUCUUUGAUAUGCGCAUGCAAGAAUGUACCAUACGUGCUUCUACUCAUGAACUGUUGUGUGAAUUAGGGCAUUUUGAUCCUGAGUUGCUGCUAAGAUAAAGAUUAUUAUUCUGCACUUUGUGAAUUAUCAUUUUUCCAGUAUUUGGACAUAUAGUUCUGUGAAAAGUUGCAAUGAAAGUAGAAACUUAACAACUA